AACCACACGGUGAUCUUGCGGGUCAAGGGAAGAUUCUGUUCCAAAAGCCAAGAUGGAAAAACACCGUUUUCCGUCUAUUUCUGCUCACUACAUAUAAGCAGGCACACACCCGGUCGAAAAUAAAUAUCGAUAUUGCCCGACCCAGAAAAAGCAGAGAAUCUGGAGAUAAUGCGCUUAUAGGAAAGACAUAUGUUUUUUUCCCUGUUUUUGUAGUGAGAAUCAGAAGCCUUGGGGGCCUCGGUGAGAUUGAAAAGAUGAAGAAGUCUGUGGCACAAAUUGGGGUACGAUGGGAUUCGUGGAUCGAUCGAUUGAAUUCCCGGGUGGCCAAAAGCCCAGUCGGGAGAUAUUUCAAGCUGGAGGCCAGAGGAUCCUGUUUUACCAGAGAGUUCAGGGCCGGAACGGCCACUUUUCUCACCAUGGCCUAUAUUUUGGCUGUGAAUGCCAGCAUUCUGACCGACUCCGGCGGACCGUGCACGGUUGAUGACUGCACGCAGGUUUGUAAUGUGGCGUCUGUUGCUGUGGCGAACUGCACGGGUCGGUCUGCUAAUGGGACGCUUCUUAGCCUGGUUACUCCGGGUCCCGAGUGCAAAUUUAGCCCAGUUAAUCCAGGGUACACAAAUUGCCUGGAGCGAACCAGAAAAGACCUGAUAGUGGCCACAGUAGCCUCAUCCCUGAUCGGAUGCUUCGUGAUGGGCAUGUUUGCGAACCUCCCAUUAGCCCUUGCACCAGGCAUGGGCACAAACGCCUACUUCGCCUACACAGUGGUGGGCUACCAUGGAUCCGGUUCAAUCCCCUACAAGAGCGCCCUGGCAGCGGUUUUCAUAGAAGGGAUCCUCUUCCUACUCAUAGCUGCUCUGGGUCUGCGCACAAAAUUAGCCAAGCUGGUGCCGAAGCCGGUUCGAAUCUCUUCGUCGGCGGGCAUCGGGCUCUUCUUAGCCUUCAUAGGCAUGCAAAACAACGAAGGAAUUGGGCUGGUGGGCUACAGCUCCUCCACCCUGGUGACUCUAGGUGCCUGCCCAGACAAAUACAGAGCGUCCCUUGCACCAGUCGAAACCGUCAAUGGAACCACGGUGCUCAUGCCGGGUGGAACAGUGUCGGGCGACAUUUUCUGCCUGAAAGGCAGAAUGGAAAGCGCGACUUUCUGGCUGGGCAUAGUGGGCUUCGUUAUCAUCGCCUACAGUCUAGUACGAAACAUCAAGGGCGCCAUGAUAUACGGCAUAGUGUUCGUCACGGGUGUGUCCUGGUUCAGAAACACCGACGUCACGUUUUUCCCCGACACCUCCACAGGUCGGGAGAAUUUCAAAUACUUCAAGAAGGUAGUCGACGUGCACAAGAUUACAGGCACGGCAGGUGCUCUGUCGUUCAAGGAUUUCCAUCGAGGACAGCUCUGGGAAGCUCUGGUUACCUUCCUGUACGUCGACCUGCUCGACACGACCGGGACACUCUAUUCAAUGGCCAAAUUCGCCGGUUUUGUCGACGCCAAAGGGGAUUUCGAGGGCCAGUAUUUUGCCUUCAUGAGCGACGCCUUUUCCAUCGUUAUAGGCGCCCUUUUGGGCACUUCACCCGUCACAACCUUCAUUGAAUCCUCCACGGGUAUCAGAGAAGGCGGGCGGACAGGUCUGACGGCUCUGACAGUCUCGUUUUACUUCUUCCUUGCGUUUUUCUUCACGCCCCUGCUUGCUUCCAUACCGCCGUGGGCGGUCGGUCCGCCAUUGAUUCUGGUCGGCGUUUUGAUGAUGAAGGCUGUUCUGGAAAUCGACUGGGAGAAUAUGCGGGAGGCCAUUCCGGCCUUCAUUACGCUCAUUGUCAUGCCCUUAACUUAUUCCAUUGCCUACGGUCUUAUCGGUGGAAUUGGGACUUACAUGGUGCUUCAUGCCGGAGAUUGGGCUCUAGAUGGCUACCGGACUCUCACAGGUCGAAAGCCACCACCCGCUGAUCCGGUGACUGAACCAGACACCCACAUCAGAGACGUCGAAAUGAAUGGGAACGGCAAUGUCACCAGCGUUGCUUGACUGACUGUACUGGACAGGACUGAACUGAACUAAACUGAACUGAACUGAACUGAACUGAACUGACUGGUCGGAAUUUGGGCUCUUCUGUUUUAUUCGUGCAGAUAUUCUUUUGUCAUCUGCGAUGAUUUGUAUUAUGCCUGAUUUAGAGAAAGAUUUUAAUGAAGUGGAGUAGAGUUUUUGUUCCAUAGGUUGACUUAGGAAGUAACAGAGCUUUGUAUAUUCCUUCUCUCUUUUUUAAUGGAAGAUCUACAUUUUUCAGCUUUUAUAA
Cryptomeria japonica (Japanese cedar) is the source of this 2280-nucleotide messenger RNA. Its product is annotated as adenine/guanine permease AZG1. Lineage: Eukaryota; Viridiplantae; Streptophyta; Pinopsida; Cupressales; Cupressaceae. Gene Ontology annotation, molecular function: purine nucleobase transmembrane transporter activity. The record is from RefSeq and is a predicted model, not a curated record. Gene Ontology annotation, biological process: transmembrane transport. Bases 255 to 2012 code for a protein of 585 amino acids. Gene Ontology annotation, cellular component: plasma membrane. The transcript has 2 exons.